GUGUAGGAUUGCGAGACACCCACCAGCCAGCGACAGCUCUCGGGUGCGUCUGGGGUUGCUAUUAACUUAAGGCGCUAUUUGUCACCUAAAUUCCACAACGACUUUGGGUAACAAUGACGACGUCGGGGUCGCUGGAUCGGGUUGAACUCUGUGACAGCCUUCUGACAUGGGUUCAAACAUUUGGUGUGGAGGCUCCGUGCAAGACGGUGGAUGACUUGACGAGUGGUAUCGUCAUGGCUCAAGCCCUACAGAAAAUAGAUUUAGUGUAUUUCAGUGAUGCAUGGAUUAGUAGAAUCAAGCCAGAGGUUGGGGACAAUUGGAGGUUGAAGGUCAGCAAUCUAAAAAAGAUCCUCAAGGGCAUCCUAGACUAUAAUCAGGAGAUUCUUGGCCAACACAUAAAUGACUUCACACUUCCUGAUAUCAACCUUAUUGGGGAACAUUCUGAUACAGCAGAACUUGGGAGGAUGCUGCAGCUCAUUCUGGGCUGUGCGGUCAACUGUGAACAGAAACAAGAAUACAUCCAAACCAUCAUGAUGAUGGAGGAGUCGGUCCAGCAUGUCGUCAUGACAGCCAUUCAGGAGCUGAUGAGUAAAGAAACACCAGUGAUAGGAGGUAAUGACUCCUAUGUGGAUCUGGACAGACAGCUGAAGAAGACUGCUGAGGAGCUAAACGAAGCUUUGGCCACAAAGGAGGAGAUCGCCCAAAGGUGUCGUGAGCUUGACAUGCAGGUUGCAGCCCUGCAAGAGGAGAAAAGCAGUUUGCUAGCUGAAAACCAGGUUUUGAUGGAGAGACUCAACCAGUCGGACUCCAUCGAGGACAUAAACAGCCCGGCUGGCCGCAGACACCUCCAGCUGCAGACACAACUGGAGCAACUACAGGAAGAAAGCUUCAGGUUGGAAGCUGCAAAAGACGACUACCGAAUACGUUGCGAGGAGCUCGAAAAAGAACUGUUGGAUGUCAAGUCACAAAUUGAGGAUCUCACAUCUUUGGCGGAUGAAGCCCAGUCUCUAAAGGAUGAAAUUGAUGUCCUCAGGCAUUCAUCCGACAAGGUGUCAAAGCUUGAAGGAACAGUAGAUCACUACAAGAAGAAAUUGGAGGACAUGGGACUUCUCAGAAGACAGAGUAAGCUCUUGGAGGAGAAAAACACCGUAUUAAUGGAGACCAACAUUAGUUUGGAAGAAGAGAUAAGAAAAGCUAAUUCUACUAAGGGACAGCUGGAGACCUAUAAGAGACAGGUGGUUGAACUUCAGAACAGACUGUCCGAAGAAUCGAAAAAGGCAGACAAGAACGAGUUUGAGUACAAACGAGUCAAAGAGAAAGUAGACUCUCUACAAAAAGAAAAAGAUCGAAUGCGAACAGAGAGAGACUCUUUGAAGGAGACCAUCGAUGAGCUGCAUUGUGUCCAAGCUCAGGCGGGACAGCUUACAUCAGGUCUACUCCCUGAACUAAGCAGCACUGAUUCGCUGGCAGCUGAGAUAACAACGCCUGAGAUAAGGGAGCAUUUAAUUCGUCUUCAGCACGAGAACAAAAUGCUGAAACUGGCCCAAGAGGGAUCGGAUAACGAAAAAAUUGCACUGCUGCAGAGUCUACUGGAGGAUGCCAAUCGAAGGAAAAGUGAACUGGAGACAGAAAACAGGUUAACCAAUCAGCGCUUGAUGGAGGAGCAGAGCCAAAUAGAAGAACUACAGAAGACGCUUCAAGAACAAGGCUCUAAAGCAGAUGAUUCCUCCAGUUUGAAGAAGAAGUACGAGGAGCACAUGGAGAAAGUACGACAGUUGAACAAUGAGUUACUGAAGAAGAACGCCUUUAUCGAUGAGAUGGAACCCAAAUACACUGCAAACUCUCAACGAGUGGACGAGCUGGAAGACGCCUUGAAAAAGAAAGAUGACGAGAUGAAACAGAUGGAGGAGAGAUAUAAAAAAUACUUGGAGAAAGCCAAGAGUGUGAUUCGCACCUUGGAUCCGAAGCAGAACCAGGGAUCUGGUCCAGAAGUUCAGGUCUUGAAGAACCAACUGCAGGAGAAAGAGCGAAUGUUACAUUCCUUGGAGAAAGAGAUGGACAAGACAAAAGGCCAGAGGGACAAUGAGGAGAAACUAAUUGUGUCAGCUUGGUACAAUAUGGGAAUGACGUUCCAGAAGAAGGCGGCUGAGGAUCGACUUGCCAAAACAAAUUCCAGUCAGUCCUUCCUGGCCCGGCAGAGACAAGCCACCAGUUCACGUCGCACGUACCCAGGCCACGUGCAGCCAGCUACCGCAAGGUAGAGAGGCAGAAAACAUGCAACAGCCAAACGACCUUUCAAAUCCUUCUUUUCCCUCAAUGCAGUACCUUUAUGUGCCCAUCAGGCAUAUAUAUAUUCCCAUUGAUUUGAACUUCUAUUGAUUUUCUUUCUUUCCACCCUUCUUCUUGGUCAGAUCUGCAAGGUAGAGAUGCCAGACAAGACUUGCACCACUUUUAUUUCCACUCAAACAUUUUUGAACCCGACUCAAUCAUGAUGGCAGACCACUUCUUGUAGUUUAACAGUCUGACUAAUAAUAGCCUCAAACACUCAACUUCUGACCCUUCUGGGAGAUGAAUCAAUUCCCUGAUUUACCUUUUUCGUGCAUAAAUAUCUUGUUCCAGUAUUAUGUUAACCUCUUAGUUUACUUUGUCAUAUACAGCACAAUCUCCUAAGUCAUACAAGUGGAUAAAUGGGUUAACUGUGUGCAUGAUUUUCAACAAUUGAUUGCUCAAUAUAGCAUCUGUUUGCUAAAACAAAUGUGCAUUUUAAUGGACAUUUAGUUAAUUGUAUUGUUCUUAUUGUACAUGUCUGGUUCUAUGUUUAUAAGUACAUUUUUUUUUCAAAUUCACUGCACAUCAAGGGUGUCCAAACUAAUUGCACUAAAAGCUGCAUACUGAAAAGUUGAAGCAUGCGUGGGGAAUGUGGAUGAUAAAAACAAACAUUAUCAGGCAUGUGAGCGUCCUUUAAGAACAAAAAGAAGAACAUUUCGACACAAAGUGUUGCCACUCAGGCCCCGCAAGAACAUUUUAAAAAUCAAGACUACAUUUCCUGCAAUUCGGUGCAUUUCUGAACUAUAUUUUACCUUUAGAUUUAUUCUCAUCUACCAACCUCUUUUUGGCUGUCUUUUUGGCACUUACAUGUACCAUAUUUAGUGUUUUUCUACUUUAUUUUCAUUGAAAAUGUAAUGUAAAUUAAAUAACAUGCAUGCAAAAAACUCAGAAAACAUUUCACUUUUGGCAACUCUAUCCUGUAGCCACGCCCCCUCAGGUAAUAUACUUCAGGUGUUGUGACCUCUGUUACGUCAAAAACAUACUUUCUCACUGGCUACUAGUAAAUGUAGUAAUGCAAAUGUAACCACAACUGGUUCGGAAUUAAUAGUGUUCGGAUUGUAAUCAUCCAAAUAUGAUUAGCAGCAAAGUAGACGUACGUCAACGUUGUGGCUUGGAAAAAGAAAAAAGUAAGCUAGCUGGAUGAUGCUAACUAUGGUAACUUGCGAGCUUGUUUCGGCGCCCUGUCCUGCAAUGCAGUGCGGCGUUUAGACAAGAGGAACAGCGAGUACCUGCGGCUGAGGCGAGUGUUCAACAUAUUUUUUUAAAGAUCCCAUUCUCUAAAUAUCGUAGCAGGUUUACAUAAUUCACCCACGAAAGGUUUGUUUUAAUAUUUCAUUAAAAAAAAACGCAGAAGUGAUAUUUUGACGUGAAAAUAAUGUUUUAAAACAUGAAUUUACACGUUUUUUGCAGAUAUUUCACAUGCCUGUGUUAUUUAUAUUUCAAGGCAGAACAAGCUUUGUGGUGUAGGUCAUUAUUACUUAUUAUUACUGCACUUUUUUCUUGCAUUUUUACUGUUGAUUUUUUUUGUUCGAUUUAAUUAUGACCACAUACUCUAUCUGCGGAAUGCAAAAUGGCCCCGGGGCCACACUUUGGAAAGCUCUGCUGUACAACUUUCUAUGAUGACAUCAAAAAAAGGCCAAGAUUGUCUGACUCUGACAAUUGAGACAUUUCUUUUUCUGCCAAAAACUGUGACACUUGUGUGACUUUAGAGGUUCCACUGUAAUCCGGAUGCAAUACCGUAUUUUCCGCACUAUAAGGCGCACCGGAUUAUUAGCCGCACCUUCUAUGAAUUACAUAUUUCAUAAUUUUGUCCACCAAUAAGCCGCCCCGGACUAUAAGCCGCGCCUACGCUGCGCUAAAGUGAAUGUCAAAAAAACGCUGCGCUAAAGUGAAUGUCAAAAAAACAGUCAGAUAGUUCAGUCAAACUUUAAUAAUAUAUUGAAAACCAGCGUUCUAACAACUCUGUCCCAAAAUGUACGCAAAUGUGCAAUCACAAACAUAGUAAAAUUCAAAAUGGUGUAGAGCAAUAGUAACAUAAUGUUGCUCGAACGUUAAUGUCACAACACACAAAAUAAACAUAGCGCUCACCUUCUGAAGUUAUUCUUCAUUCGUAAAUCCUUCGAAUUCUUCGUCUUCGGUGUCCGAAUUGAAAAGUUGCGCAAGCGUGGUAUCCAAAAUGGCCGGUUCCGUCUCGUCGAAGUCAUCGGGAGUCAGUGUCGCUGUUGUUCUGUGAAUCCUGCCUUCCGGAAAGCUCGGACCACAGUUGUGACCGAAAUAUCUGCCCAGGCAUUUACGAUCCACUGGCAAAUGUUGGCGUAUGUCGUCCGGAGCUGUCUGCCCGUCUUAGUGAAGGUGUGU
Molecule: messenger RNA, 4686 nt
Organism: Nerophis lumbriciformis (worm pipefish)
Lineage: Eukaryota; Metazoa; Chordata; Actinopteri; Syngnathiformes; Syngnathidae
Gene: hook3
Product: hook microtubule-tethering protein 3
Biological process (GO): cytoplasmic microtubule organization; cytoskeleton-dependent intracellular transport
Cellular component (GO): centrosome; cytoplasm
Molecular function (GO): dynein light intermediate chain binding; microtubule binding
Source: RefSeq, a predicted model, not a curated record